AUGGAACACCGAUACAACGGACCGCCCUUCUCAAUUCAGCUUCUGAGGGGCAACGGUGACAACCUGUCUCAACCCAGCAAGGGCCAACUCCUAUCAACUUUUCCUGCGUCGUACCGCACAAGCAUCGAUGACCUGGCCGCCCCGAGUUGCUAUGAUAUGGCAUGCGUUGAAAAUGAGCUUGACCUACGGAGACUGAACAAGGUUUUUGACUGGCUAUGGAUCGUGGGUCGGCCCAUGCCUCCCCGCCCGCUCCAUCACCAGCUGCUGCUUAGCCGAGAGGUCUUCAUCACAGAACAGAUGGACAUGCAUCUUGUCUGGACAGAGGGCCGGGUCUUCCUCAAACCCAUACCGCGCUUCCUGCUGGAGCCACAUUUCUGGACUGAAUAUCUUUCCUGCAGAGAGUAUUGCGAAUGUUCUUCUAAGGAUGAAGCCAGCUCGCUGGGAAGUGCGCAGGAGUGCACACGUCGAAAGCUGUGGAAGUCUGCGCUCGGCUUCCUGUUCUCGUACGCCGCGCUGGUCACCCACGAAAGCGAUUUCCAUAUUGCAAAAGACAAGCACCUGCUGCCGGCAGAGGGGACAAUAACAUGGCAGGGGUGGAGGACGUUCGUCGAACAACUUGACACGGAGAACAUCUACCGGGAGAUUAACCCGCGAUUUAUCUACGGAGAGCUUCGGCUAAGCCGUCUGAAUAAGAUAUAUAGGCUAUCCCAGCGCCCGUUUCUGCGUGGCUACAUGUCACACUGGCACCAGUAUAGAACCUUCUUUCAGGACAACUUCACAUGGCUGGCGUCUGCGAUGGUUUACAUUGCUAUUGUCCUCACUGCCAUGCAGGUUGGGCUGGCGACAAAGUCUCUUACCGAGAACAAUGCGUUCCAAUUGGCCUCAUACGGGUUCACCAUCUUUUCAAUUUUGGGUCCUCUAGUUACCGCGGGCUUCAUCCUCCUUGCUUUUUGCUAUAAUUUCAUGGAUAAUUUGGUGGUGGCGGUAGCUUACAGGAAGAAACGGGUUGGCUAUGUCCAGGCUAGGUCGGCAGAAUCGUUAAAUGCUUAA
Messenger RNA from Arthroderma uncinatum, 1050 nucleotides. RefSeq lists its product as uncharacterized. The transcript has 2 exons. The coding region runs from base 1 to 1050 and encodes 349 amino acids. NCBI's taxonomy places the organism in Eukaryota, Fungi, Ascomycota, Eurotiomycetes, Onygenales, Arthrodermataceae. The record is from RefSeq and is a predicted model, not a curated record.